Messenger RNA from Gigantopelta aegis, 402 nucleotides. RefSeq names its product cell death abnormality protein 1-like. The record is from RefSeq and is a predicted model, not a curated record. Gene Ontology annotation, molecular function: scavenger receptor activity. Bases 1 to 402 code for a protein of 133 amino acids. The transcript is spliced from 3 exons. NCBI's taxonomy places the organism in Eukaryota, Metazoa, Mollusca, Gastropoda, Neomphalida, Peltospiridae.
AUGAGGCACUGUAAGAACAACAACUCCCCUUGUGAUUCCCGGACUGGAGAGUGUGUUGGAGGAUGUAAACCUGGAUGGAUCAAUACGACCUGUACUCAACAAUGUAACGAUGGAAAAUAUGGUAUGAACUGUAAUGCUACUUGUGGAGAAUGUGCAAACGAAAUAUGCGACAGAGUUACUGGGAAUUGCACAGACGGUUGUAGUGAUGGAUUUGAAGGGCACCUGUGCAAGGAACUUGAACGUGUUGUUAAAACUCAAAAUGGCCAGACCAAUGGUGCGCAACAUGAUUACGUAAACUCGUCACAUCCGGCAGAACGCAGCGAGGAGAAUGACAAUCAUUAUGACAGGCUGGAUGUUGCUGUUAUUGGUGAAGGAUCUCCGUACAGUACGAUAGAGGUCUAA